AUGGCUCUCGUUCUUCAAGGCGCAACAUUCCUCCACCAGUACCUGGGCGCAUUUCUGCACUCCGCGCCGCAGAAGUCGCCGAAUGCCCUCAGGCUCGGCGUGCUAUCCUCCGCCCAGAUCAACGCCGCAGCUGUCAUCCAUCCCGUCGAAACCCACCCCGACGUGAUCCUCUACAGCAUCGCCUCGCGCGACGCCGCGACAGCCGCCCACGCCGCCAAGCAGUACCACUUUACCCGGUCGCACGACUCGUACCAGGCGCUGCUGGACGACCCGGCCGUCGACAUCGUCUACAUCUCGACUCCGAACGGGCUGCACUACGAAUGGGCGGCCAAGGCGAUCCAGGCGGGGAAGCACGUCCUCUGCGAGAAGCCCUUCACCUCGAACGCGGAGGAGGCGCGCGCGCUGAUCGACCAGGCCAAGGAGAAGGGGGUGACGAUUGAGGAAGCGUUCCACUGGCAAUUCCACCCCGCGGCGCACGCCUUCCGCCACAUCCUCGAAUCCGGCGAGUAUGGCCGCAUCAUCCGCACCGAGGCCAUCAUGACCGCCAGUCCCGGGGUGCCCAAGGGGGAUAUCCGGUGGCAGUAUGAUCUUGCGGGCGGAUCCGCAAUGGACAUGACAUACGCGCUCUCGUUCACGCGCUACGCGCUGCGCAGCCAACUGCCCAAGACGAUCCACUCGGUGACGGCGCGACGCUCGGCGGCGGACCCGCGCGUCGACGAGGCGAUGUACGCGUACGUGACCUUCGAGGACGCGCAGGGCCGCGAAGUGCACAGCCGGAUCUACACGGACAUGGCGCGGGCGUGGGCGGCGGGGGGCCUGGUGCCGCGGUUCUGGGAGCUGCCGUCGAUCGAGGUGGAGACAGACAAGGCGAUCAUCUUCUUCUACAACGCGAUGAUGCCGCACCUGUACCACUACAUCGCCAUCACGGACAAGACGACGGGGAAGACCAAGUCCCACCGGCAGUAUCGCGGGGGUCCGCUGUGGGGCAACGUGACGACCAGCGACGGGGCGCGCGGCGGCCAGUCGGCGUGGAGUACGUAUCGGUGGCAGCUGGAGGCGUUUGUCGAUGCGGUGCGCGGGAGGACGCCCGCGUACUGGAUCCCCGGCGAGGAGAGUAUCUGGCAGAUGGAGUGCAUUGAUCGAUUGUAUCGCGCGGCGGGGCUGCCGGUGCGGGGGGAGCAGGCGGAUGAGAAGGAGUAGUGAGCAGUGGUGGGAUAUGAUUCAUCUUGAAUUUAUG
Molecule: messenger RNA, 1237 nt
Organism: Aspergillus brunneoviolaceus CBS 621.78
Lineage: Eukaryota; Fungi; Ascomycota; Eurotiomycetes; Eurotiales; Aspergillaceae
Product: Gfo/Idh/MocA family protein
Exons: 4
Coding region: 1-1200 (399 amino acids)
Molecular function (GO): nucleotide binding
Source: RefSeq, a predicted model, not a curated record